CCAUCUCUCCAUUCUGGCAUCAUUAAGAAGAGAUGCUACAUGAUUGUCACCUGUACCUGUACAUGAUACAACAUACUUAUUAUUGAACAAAGCGCAUAUUUUUUCGUGUCUUUGUUUAUUAGACAAAUUGGCUAAAUGACUCAAAUAUCUAAGCUAGAAAUUAAUAUCAAGCGACUUUUAACGCGUUGCGAAUUAAUAGCGAAAGAUGAUCCGCAUCAAGACUGGAAACUCGAAAAGUAUAUACUUGCUCUGGAUGACAUGAUAAACAAAUUGCAAACCUUACCAAAUAAACCAUCCAAAGAUAUUAUGAUAGGCUAUACUAAACGGAUAGAUUUUCUAAAAGGGAUAAUAAAUGCAAUGAAAUUAUCAAACCCAGUAGAGAGAGUGAUCGCUGCACAAUUAUUAUCAAAAAAUUCAACUUCUACAAACGAUUCUAUCAAUACAAACAUCACAACGCAAAUACAUCAGAAGACCAUAGCGAAAUAUAAUCGAGAAUUACGGGCGGAGUUAUUUCACACUGACAAAACUACAGAUAAAGAUGGUGUACGACAGAGAUUAUCAAGUUCUAACAUCCAAGAUGAAGAUUUAGAUGCUAUUUUAAAAUACAAUCGUAAUAUCCAGGAGAAAAUUGCUGAGAAUAUGCUCUCCAUGACCAGCAGUAUGAAGGAACAAGCAUUAGCAGCAAACGCUAUCAUUAAAAAGGACAUUGGUGCACUGGAAACAUCUGACAAAUUGACUGACAUUAAUGCUGUUAAAUUAAAGAAAGAAUCUCUAAAGUUAGAAGAGCACACUAAUUCGAAAUGGAGAUGUUGGGUGUGGCUUAUGAUAGCUUUUGUUUUGGUUGUAUUUUUUAGUAAGGUAAAAGUGGUCAGGGCAUUGUGCAAGUACAAUGCACAACGUACAGAAGAAUUAUCAUUCGACGAGGGCGAUCUACUAUAUGUUUACGACAGAGAUACCAACCCAGACUGGUGGAGGGCUAAAUGCGGAGAUCAGAAGGGACUUAUACCUGUUGCUUACGUGAAAGAGCAAACGCAAGAAAUCGAGUUGCCACUGCAUGAUGCUGCUAGACGUGGCAAUGUCUCCUUCCUGAGAGAAUACUUGAAGCAGGGUAUAUCGGGGACCGGUUUAGAUGCAGCCGGGAACACGCCGUUGUAUUGGGCAGCACGUACUGGCCAUCUGGAAUGUGCAAGCGAGCUUCUCCAUCUGCCAAAUCCUGUGAUAAAUGCUCAAAAUAAAAUGGGUGACACGCCACUACAUGUGGCAGCGAGUCAUGGACACUUGGAGAUGAUAAAUUUAUUGUUGGAACACAAUGCAGACACGACAUUGAAGAAUAAUGACGGUUUCACCGCAGAGGAAUUAUCCUCUGAUGCAUCCAUCAAAAACGCAAUACAAUUGUGGCAACGUCGAUACGAUAAUAGUACAUGUGGAUACGGCGAUGAAGAUUAUAACGAUAGCGACGAUAGCGAUUGAGAAAUUUCAAGUAAGAUAAGAAUUCCAUAUGUUAUAAACAAAAUAAGUAUUUCACGUAUAACAUAAAAUAAGAAUUUUAUAUAUCAAACAAUAAUGUUAAUGUCUAAAAGAUCUUUCAAAUAAUGCUCAUAUGCUUUAAGAAGCAUUCUUUUAUACUUGUGUGAUAUAUAUUCGUAAUAUAUAUAUCGUCGUAUUCGUUAUAUAUGUAUUAUACAUCGUCUAUUAUUAAUAUGAAAUAAUGAGUUAAAAUUCUCUUUGAUUGAAAGAGAUUGACAUAUAUUAUUAUUAUUAUAUUAUUAUAAAAAGAUCAUGUACACCAUAAACACAUAUACAUGUGUGUCGUA
Formica exsecta is the source of this 1814-nucleotide messenger RNA. It is a transcript of the gene Use1, whose product is annotated as osteoclast-stimulating factor 1-like. The transcript has 8 exons. Gene Ontology annotation, molecular function: protein binding. The record is from RefSeq and is a predicted model, not a curated record. The coding region runs from base 136 to 1470 and encodes 444 amino acids. NCBI's taxonomy places the organism in Eukaryota, Metazoa, Arthropoda, Insecta, Hymenoptera, Formicidae. Gene Ontology annotation, biological process: signal transduction.